AUGACAUACACGGCGGCAGAGAAGGCCAAAAUUAUCGAGCAGUUUCAGGAGGAGUGCCGCCAGAAUUUGCAGCAGAUCCGCCACGAGUCCGACAAGAUCUCGCGGGGUGCCGAGCAGAAGGUGCUCCGUAGGCUUAAUGGGGUCAGUGUAACGUUGUGGAACGUGAAGAUACGAGACGUGCUUAGGAUCGAGCGUAACAAGAAGCCGUCCAUAAAGAGUCUCUUGCAAGACGUGCGAGCCAUGAAGGAGGGUACGCUU
Molecule: messenger RNA, 258 nt
Organism: Suhomyces tanzawaensis NRRL Y-17324
Lineage: Eukaryota; Fungi; Ascomycota; Pichiomycetes; Serinales; Debaryomycetaceae
Exons: 1
Source: RefSeq, a predicted model, not a curated record